CACCCUAGCCGAGCGUCACAAAGAGCGCCAAAAGAUCCUGAGGUCCGGCAGCCUGCAGGCUCCGCCCCCUUGCCUGCCCCCAUGGCAACGCACAAAGCUCCUCCUCAGACUUCUGUGUAGUUAGUCGCUCCGCGUCCGCGCGCCCUUCCACCAUGUCCUUCGACUCAGCUGCCGCUCGCGACUCGUUCUCCGCCACACAUCCCAGAAAGCCUUCGGUCAAAUGGGAUCUGGGCUCGAAUUUCGAGUCCGUUGCCAAGGAGACCACCUCCCCUGGCACGGACUUCCGGCGCGAGAGAAUGGAGAGCCAGCCGGAGAUUAGCCCCCGCAUCCACCCUCAGAUCUACUUCCUGCGGCCGCGGCCCCAAGUCCCGAAGCUGUUAUUCAGCAUAAUGAAUUCCAAUGAUGCAAAUGUGAGGAAAAUUUUACCCAAGAGCCAUUUAUCUCGGGUAAUUAUUCGGGACAACCUCAAUGCACAGCGCAUCUACGAGAUGGAGAUGAAAGCCUCUGACAAGACCAAGAGAAGAAUGAGCCACUUGUACGACCACCUGAAAAAAAAGUUCAUGACGGACCAGCUGAGAAAGAUGCUGCGCUGGAGGCGGGACUCUCUGAGCACCCAGCAGUACUUGGAUAGGCAACGGGCCUACAGAGCCUCGACUUAGACGGCCGGCCAGCCACCGCAGCAUUGGCAGAAUGGUCUGUCCCAGGAGCCCGAAACCACCCUGGUGAGAGCCGAGGAGCCCCGGAACAUGCUGGUCUCCACCAGGGUGGAGCAAUAAAAGGAAAGCCGCGGAUAGAAUAAGAGCA
Molecule: messenger RNA, 804 nt
Organism: Peromyscus maniculatus bairdii (prairie deer mouse)
Lineage: Eukaryota; Metazoa; Chordata; Mammalia; Rodentia; Cricetidae
Gene: C10H5orf52
Product: chromosome 10 C5orf52 homolog
Source: RefSeq, a predicted model, not a curated record